AUGGAGAUGACACUCAAGGAAGACAACCCAGAUUCUCCAAUGUCUGGAAUCUAUGAGAUACCUGGUGAACCUGCAUUGGUUAUCAAUGGGGUGCCUCCUGUAUGUACCAGUGUCAAUGGUAGUCUUGUUCCCUACAAAGUUUGUUGUGACAUAGAUUCAAAAACAAAUGAGUCUUUGGGUGACUGGUUAGAAGGUAGAAAAGUUCAAAAGCUAUUUGGGGAGAAGUUCUUUAAUGGGGAAGUUACCAAAUUUGACAAAGAAUCGAAUUGGUAUAGAGUGGUUUAUGAUGAUGGGGAUUUUGAAGAUCUUGAAUGGCAUGAGUUGCAGGAAGUUUUACUACCUCUUGACAUCACAAUCCCAUUGAAGACAUUAGCAUCAAAAGUCAACAAGAGGAGGCAAAAACAUGAUAAAAAAUCUGGUAGAUCUGUGAGUAAGCCCAAAAUCCACCAACAUAAAGGCUUGGAAUCCGAGGUUGAGAAAAUGGAGGUCUAG
Messenger RNA from Lactuca virosa, 492 nucleotides. Lineage: Eukaryota; Viridiplantae; Streptophyta; Magnoliopsida; Asterales; Asteraceae. The record is from the annotation of a GenBank genome assembly.